Messenger RNA from Moneuplotes crassus, 1430 nucleotides. NCBI's taxonomy places the organism in Eukaryota, Ciliophora, Spirotrichea, Euplotida, Euplotidae. The record is from the annotation of a GenBank genome assembly.
AAAAAUAUGGCUACUUGUGGAAAUUGGAACAUACUAAGAUUGUUAGGAAAAGGAGGAUUUGGAGAAGUCUUCCUUGCUCAGCAUAAAACCGAAGGAAACAAAGCAGCACUUAAAUUAAUUCCAAGAAAUGAAGAUGAGUACUCAGAGGAAUCUGCUGCUCAUGAAGUUAACAUUAUGAAGUGCCUAAAUCACUCUAACGUUAUCAACCUUAUUGAAUAUGAUGAUAAAGCUUACUAUAUUCGUCCAAAUGGUAAUUCAAAACCAGUGUACUCCCUAGCAAUGGAGGUAGCAUCUGGAGGAGAACUUUUUGAUUUCAUAGCAGAGACAGGAUAUUUCUCAGAAAAUGUAGCAAGAUACUAUUUCCAUCAGAUGUGUGAUGCUCUCGAGCACAUGCAUAAUAACGGCAUAAGUCAUCGGGAUCUGAAGCCGGAGAAUAUUCUCCUUGACAAAGACUUUAAUAUAAAAAUAGCUGAUUUUGGAUUAGCCUCUUUAAAAAAUCAGAAUGAUUCUUUCAAAGGUAGCGGAAAUUACAUGGCGCCAGAGAUUCUUCUAAGUCAAAAAUAUUCAGGAAAAUGUGUUGAUUUAUUUGCAUUAGGUGUAAUCUUAUUUGUCAUGGUUUCAAAAACACCGCCUUUCAGAAAGGCUUCUCAUAAGGAUAAACAAUACAUCCUUAUUGGAGGCAACAGGCCCAAUAAGUUUUGGAAGCAUCAUUCUAAGAACAGACCUAAUGGUUUAGAAUUCUUUAGUGCUGACUUCAGAGAGCUGGUAACUUUGUUAAUAAGCUUCAAUGCGAUGGAGAGGCCUUCACUUGCUGAAGUAAAGCAAACAGCUUGGUACAAUGGGUCUGUUCCCACUCAUGAUGAAAUCAAAGAAGAAUUUCUGAAGAGAAAAAGUGAGCUAGAAGAAAGCCUAAACCAACAAAGUAUGGAUAUACCGGAAGAGCAAGCCUCCCAAAGAAUAUUUGCUGGAAGAUCUGUACAUAGAGGAGUUGGCUCAGAUAAUGAGGAUGAAGAAGAGAAAGUAGGAGAAGUAAAUGAAAGAGUGUGCCAAAAAUAUAUACCUGAAUUUAAAAGGUUUACUCAAUUUUUCUCGACAUCAGACCCAGAAUCUCUUUUCCAUACUCUUGCUUUAUUUGCUGACGAAGUAGCCUCUGAAUAUAAAUUCGCUAAGGAAGAGUAUUCAUGAGCAUUUACGAUAUGCAAGAGUGAAGGGGAAGAAGAUGAAGAAGAAGACCUGGUCACCAUUACUACCAACAUUUUAGAUGCAGGAAAUGAAACAUAUUGUGUAGAGGUAGUAAAAGAUAAAGGAUCAAGGUUUGCUUUCAGUGAAAUCUUUGGAGAGAUGAAGGAAUACUUCGGAGGCCACUUAAAUGCAACAGAACCAACAGAAGAUUAGAAAUACCCAGAUGUUCAUAUUUAUUUCAAAAGUUA